Ilyonectria robusta is the source of this 2831-nucleotide messenger RNA. RefSeq lists its product as uncharacterized. NCBI's taxonomy places the organism in Eukaryota, Fungi, Ascomycota, Sordariomycetes, Hypocreales, Nectriaceae. The transcript is spliced from 2 exons. Gene Ontology annotation, molecular function: zinc ion binding; DNA-binding transcription activator activity, RNA polymerase II-specific; RNA polymerase II cis-regulatory region sequence-specific DNA binding. Gene Ontology annotation, biological process: regulation of transcription by RNA polymerase II; DNA-templated transcription. Gene Ontology annotation, cellular component: nucleus. Bases 151 to 2667 code for a protein of 838 amino acids. The record is from RefSeq and is a predicted model, not a curated record.
AGCUCGCUCUUCUGCCAAACGGCGACGGCAAUUCAAGUAAAACCCUUGUCCGCAGCUGUUUUUUCUGCGUCGUUGUCGAUUCACCGUCGCUCUUUUUCUGCCUCCUGCAGCUGCCUCGUCCGGUUGCGCAAGAGCAAGCAUCCGGCCGCCAUGUCUCCGUCUCCACCCCUGGCGAUCGGCCAUCCCAGCUUCUACCUCACGGAGCCGGGACUCAGCCUACCCACUGUUCCCAGCCAAGACCGGGCCGCCGCCGAGACAUCGGAGGUUGCUCCGGAGUCGUCGGCUCCGUUGGCUGGGGCUCCGUUGGCUGGGGCUCCGUUGGCUGGGGACGCAACAACAACAAAACCUGCGUCACUGGAAGAACAUCAUCCACUUACAGCCAAGCCGGAAAAGAAACGCCGGCGUCCCGCCCUCUCAUGCGAGCAAUGUCGCCGUCGCAAGAUCCGCUGUGAUCGCGGCCUACCCUGUGUCAACUGCAUCAAGUCCAAGAUCUCUCCGUGUACCUAUGCUCCAACUCAUAUUCCCGCAUCCCGGACCAGAAAGAAUCUCAACCAUGCCCAAGACGUUGAUGCCGUCUCGGCAUCGUCCCAUGUCCCGGCCAGGUCGGCUCCUGUAUUUGAAAUACAGAAGCCGCUCCCCGUGCACAACCCUGGCCCAAAGGCACUCUCAUCGAGCGUUCCUAGCUCCACAAUGGGAUCUUCCUCGGACACGUCAACAGUGGAUGCUUUGGCUGCUAGGGUGCGUGAGCUAGAGCAGAAACUCGCCGACUCUUUCUUCAUCUCUCGCAAGACAGAGGAUAAACUAGAACACAAUGAGGAACAAGAGGAGGCUCAUGCACCCAUGAAAGGAACCAUAUCCAAGACUCGCUUCUUCGGACAAAGCCAUUGGAUGAACGGCGUAGACAUGUUCCCAUCUAUCCUCGGCGCCUUAAGACACGCCGAAGCGCUGAAAAUAGGACCGCACCGCAUGUUCGUCAAGUGCAAGACCUUGGCACGCACCAUCAAGGAGAACCGGAUCAGGCCCAUCACCUCAGCUCACCUGGGCAAGGCGAUCCCCAUGAGGGACCUCGCCGACCAGUUGGUUGACGCCUACUUCCGCACCUUCGAGGGCGCCAUCCGCAUCCUCCAUGUCCCGACCUUCCGCGCCGAGUACGAGCGGUAUUGGCAGAACCCCAGUGCCGCCAACGACGUCUUCGUCAUGCAGAUGCAGCUGUGUAUGGCCCUCGGCGCGACGGUCCACGACGAUCUCUUCUCGCUCCGCGCUACGGCCAUGCAGUGGGUUCACGAGGCCCAGCUGUGGCUGCUAUUGCCCCCUGAGAAGAGCAGGAUGACAAUUGCAGGCAUACAGAUCAUGUGUAUGCUGGCCAUCGCCAAGGCCACUUGCGCUAUCGGCCAGGACUUGACCUGGGUCACUACGGGUGGGCUGGUCCGCCAGGCCAUGUACAUGGGACUACACCGCGAUCCCAAACAUCUGGCCGACAUGUCCGUCUACCGCGCUGAGAUGCGCCGGCGACUGUGGGCAACAAUCCUCGAGCUGAACCUCCAGUCCUCAUACGAUGCCGGCGGUCCGCCACUGCUCUCAUCCAACCACUAUGAUACUCGACUACCCGCAAACCUCAACGACGAUCAGCUCACCGACGAGUCAGAACGGAACAAAGCGCCGGGCAGCAAUCCCGAUACCCUCACCGACAUGUCCGUUCAACUAGCCCUUCACAAGUCUCAGCCCCUACGACUUGGCAUUAUCAAACACGUCAACGAGCUUCGGUCCAAGGAGUCGUAUCACGAAACUCUACGGCUCAACUCGGAACUCACCAAGGCCUGCCGAAGCCUGACAGAGGCUCUAGCUACCCUCACUUACGCCCAGAAACGAAUAUCUCGGUCUAUCAUCACGCAGUUCCACUGCUGUCUAGUCCAACUACUCAUUUACCGCUGUUUCCUCUCGUUACAUCAGCCCAUACUGAGGAGGGCAGCCGAGGAUCCCACCAUGUACUACUCCCGCAAGGUGUCUCUCGACUCCUCGCUCAAAAUCGCCCAGAUCUGCAAUCUCUCCCAUCCGCGGUACCCCUCGGCACCUCCGGGCGCCAUGGACUCGAUGACGGCAUUUGACCGCCUCAUUACCAACGGCGCGGGACUCUUCCGCGUGAUUCCCGUGCAGACGCUCUUCUCCGUCGCGAUGGAACUCAUCAAGAAAAAGGAGGAGGAACGAGACUCCCUUGGCAAUAUUCCUUCCAUGGGCAGCAGCGAGUUGCGCCGUGUGCUCGAUGCCGCGCUCGUGUGGGCGCAGCGCCGGAUCCGGUCGGGCGAGACCAAUAUCAAGGGGUACUGCUUCACCGCGGCGUGCAUUGCGCUUGCGGAUAGUAUCGAAAAGGGCCUGUCUCAAGAUCAAGUUGACCGGGCCGUCGUCGACACGGGCGAGAGUAUCAGCGUCAAGAGCUGGGAGCUGUUGAAAGAGGUGGCCGAGCGGGAAGGGGCCAAGAUGAAUGAAGAUGGUUCACCGGCUGGGAUGGACCAGGCCGUUGAGACGAUGGAAGGCAUCGUCGAGAUGCCGUUUGACUGGAUGGGUGAUUUCAACUGGGAUUCGAUGAGUGAUUUUUCUUGGGGACGGCAGGUCCCGCGGCCUUUUGGGGAUUUUGACUCUGUAGAUCCUUCGGUGGUGUCACAGUUCUGAUGGUUGAGAUGAUAUCCUGUAUAAAAGUGUUUGUUCGCCGGCGUUAAAUAACCAUAGACGGAGAUGGUUCGGCUUGUCACAAUUGAUUCAGAGGCUGGAUCUUGUAUCCCGACAAUCCACUCAGCGGAAAAUAGCCUAUUUUCUCUCUGGAAAUACAACUCAAC